AUGGCAACUACUUCCCCCACAACUGCGACUCUAGCCCGAAGCUUGAACGCUAUCAAGCUAACUGAAUUUUCGAAUGAAAUCGAACGCAUCCAAGCCCUUCAAGCCGCUUAUGCGCUCAUUGGCCGCCUUGAAACUCCCUGGGAGACCAUUGUGAGGCUAGGCAUGAAUCAACCGGCCCUCUCGGCGAGCCUGAAGGUUAGCAAAGACCUAGAGCUGUUCGAAAAAUGGCAUGGGCGUGAUGAUGUGCCUAUGACCAGCUCCCAGGUGGCAGCUAUGGUCGGCGCUGACGAUGCUCUCCUUGUACGCUUACUACGCCACUUGGCGGCGAAUCAUAUGCUUGAAGAGCCUUCUGAAGGCAUGUUCAAACCUACACCGUUCACUCUUUCACUUGUGGCGCCUGUCUUUGGGGAGUGGAUUCAUUAUAUAUACGACGCCAUGAUUCCUUGCUUCUACAAGAUGCCCGAGUACCUGUCGAAAACCGGCUACAAGAAUCCUGUGGACCCAGCGAACGGUGUAUUCCAAUUCGCCAAGAACUACAAGGGAGAUCUGUUUCAGUACUACGACUCGCACUCGCGCGAGGGUCAAUCGUUUAACCAUGUCAUGGGUGCAGUCAUGGCGCAGCAGGCUAGCUGGCUGGACAUAAUUCCUCACGAUAGGAUUGUCGCAGACCACCUUAGCGGGCAGCCGCUGGUGGUCGACGUUGGGGGGAACAUCGGUCACGAUCUUGAACGAUUCCGAGAGGCCCAUCCAGAGACAGCCACAGAUCUCUAUCUGCAGGACAGGGCCGAGGUCAUCCAACAUUCAAAGUGCCCGGACCCCGUCAACAAGAUGGCCCACGACUUUUUUCAGAGCCAACCGAUUCAAGGUUCGCGUGUGUAUUAUAUGCACGGGGUCCUACACGACUGGCCUGAUGAGCAGGCAUGUAAUAUUCUCAAGAUGACUAGAGAGGCGAUGCGGCCGGGGUAUAGCAGGCUUCUAAUACACGACCAUGUUGUUCAAGAGCAGAUGGCACAUCCGCAUACAACAUCAUAUGACUUGACCAUGAUGGUCAAAAUUGCAGGUCAGGAGAGGACAGAAUCGCAGUGGACCAAGCUUCUACGUCUUGGUGGACUGAAGGUCGUAAAGAUAUGGAGGUCGCCCCUGGCAGUGCAGGGCAUCAUAGAGGCUGAACUAGCCGAAGAAGCUGUGUCGUCUUAA
Daldinia loculata is the source of this 1197-nucleotide messenger RNA. RefSeq names its product S-adenosyl-L-methionine-dependent methyltransferase. The transcript is spliced from 5 exons. The record is from RefSeq and is a predicted model, not a curated record. Lineage: Eukaryota; Fungi; Ascomycota; Sordariomycetes; Xylariales; Hypoxylaceae. The coding region runs from base 1 to 1197 and encodes 398 amino acids. Gene Ontology annotation, molecular function: O-methyltransferase activity.